AUGGAAUCUAAUUUGCAAUUGUUGGCAUUAAGCCUCUCGUUUUUAAGAGCUGGUUGGAUCUUGAUAGAAUGUGCAUUAAUAUUAUUGGUGGACGUGCGGUCAGUCUACAACUCCUCUCAGAAUGCACUGCCUAAACUCAUCACCAAACAUGUUGUUCCAAGCUGGUCAAGAAAACAGCAAGAGAUAAAUGCUGUUAACCCAAAGUACAUUUAUUACUCUAGAUCACUUUAUAUUUACGCACAUAAUAUUAUAUUCUAUACCUCAUACAUAUAUCUGCAAGCGCCCGAUACUUUGUCCUAUUACCUUUUCACUAAAAUCUUCUGUGCUGUACGCGUUUGGUGGCUUGAUGUAUAUUACUUUUGGAGAACUUUCAAAAAUAAUCUUGAGAACAUCUCUUCAUUAGCCGAGACUUCAAUUUAA
This is a messenger RNA of Phycomyces blakesleeanus NRRL 1555(-), 420 nucleotides long. RefSeq lists its product as hypothetical. Bases 1 to 420 code for a protein of 139 amino acids. The transcript has 6 exons. NCBI's taxonomy places the organism in Eukaryota, Fungi, Mucoromycota, Mucoromycetes, Mucorales, Phycomycetaceae. The record is from RefSeq and is a predicted model, not a curated record.